Messenger RNA from Gasterosteus aculeatus aculeatus (three-spined stickleback), 2285 nucleotides. RefSeq names its product cytochrome P450, family 7, subfamily A, polypeptide 1 (gene cyp7a1). Lineage: Eukaryota; Metazoa; Chordata; Actinopteri; Perciformes; Gasterosteidae. Gene Ontology annotation, biological process: bile acid biosynthetic process; cholesterol homeostasis. The record is from RefSeq and is a predicted model, not a curated record. Gene Ontology annotation, molecular function: heme binding; iron ion binding; steroid hydroxylase activity.
AUGAUAAUAAGCAUUGCCCUCAUCUGGGCAGUAGUGGUGGGAUUCUGCUGUCUUUUAUGGCUUGCUGUGGGGAUCCGACACAGGCAACCAGGUGAACCUGUAGUUGAGAACGGGUUUAUCCCCUACCUCGGUUGUGCUCUGCAAUUUGGGGCCAACCCACUUCAAUUCCUACGCAGCCGCCAGAAGAAGUAUGGUCAUAUUUUCACCUGCAAGAUCGCAGGCCAGUACAUUCACUUCCUGUGCGAUCCAUUCUCCUACCAUUCAGUCAUCAGACAGGGGAGACACCUGGAUUGGAGGAAGUUCCACUUUGCUACGUCUGUCAAGGCAUUUGGCCAUGACAGCUUUGACCCUCGCCAUGGCCACACCACAGAGAACCUUCACCAAACCUUUCUAAAGACUUUGCAGGGUGAGGCUUUGCCCUCCCUGAUAGAGUCUAUGAUGGGCCACCUACAGGACGUCAUGCUGAGGUCAGACACGCUCAGCCCUAGCAAGGACCACUGGGAGACCGAUGGCAUCUUUGCCUUCUGCUACAAGGUGAUGUUUGAGUCUGGCUACCUGACCCUGUUUGGUAAAGAGCACGGUGAAGACAAACGGCAGGCUAGGGAGGCGGCUCAGAAAGCCUUGGUGCUAAACGCUUUAGAGAACUUCAAAGAGUUUGACAAGAUAUUCCCGGCAUUGGUGGCUGGCCUGCCCAUCCACGUCUUCAAGAGUGCCUACAGUGCUAGAGAGAAUCUAGCAAAAACCAUGCAUGCUGAAAACCUGUCCAAGAGGGAAAACAUGUCUGAUCUGAUCUCUAUGCGGAUGAUCCUAAACGACUCCUUAUCUACCUUCAAUGACUUGAGCAAAGCCAGGACGCAUGUUGCUCUGCUCUGGGCUUCGCAGGCUAACACUCUUCCUGCUACCUUCUGGAGUCUCUUUUAUACGAUCAGGAGCCCAGAUGCUAUGAAAGCAGCUCGUGAGGAAGUGCAGAAACUUCUGGAGGGUUCAGGGCUGACGGCCAACCUGAGCAACCCUUCACUAAAUCUGACAAGGGAGCAGCUGGACAGCAUGCCUGUUAUGGACAGCAUCGUCAAAGAAGCUAUGCGUCUUUCGAGUGCUUCAAUGAAUGUACGCGUUGCCAAGGAGGACUUCCUGCUUCACCUUGACAACCAAGAAGAUUACCGUAUCAGGAAAGAUGACGUCAUUGCACUAUAUCCUCCUAUGCUGCACUUCGAUCCAGAAAUCUAUGAGGAUCCCCAUGAGUACAAGUUUGACCGUUUCCUGGAUGAGAAGGGUCAAGAGAAAAAUGCAUUUUACCGGAAUGGCCGGCGGCUGCGUUACUUCAACAUGCCCUUCGGCUCGGGGGUCACCAAGUGCCCCGGCAGAUUUUUCGCUCUUUAUGAGAUCAAGCAGUUUCUGACUCUGGUGUUAUCCUACUUUGACAUGGAACUAUUGGACCCUGCUAUCAAAGUCCCACCUCUUGACCAAUCCCGUGCCGGUCUGGGAAUCCUCCAGCCUACCUACGAUGUGGAUUUUAAGUACAGGCUGAAAUUGAACCACUAGGCAGGUAGAGGGAUAAAAGUCAUGUUGUACAUAUGUAUAUUUAACGGUGUUAAUGAAGAUGCUUUGAUGUAUAUAUAAAUAUUCUGCAUGUAUGGGUCUUAAAAGCUUUCAAAAUCUUCCAGUGUAUCUGAUAUUGUUGGGAGACACACUUCCUGUCUCAGUUAGAAAUCUUACAUGUCAGAGUAAAAGUUCCCACUUACAUUUUAAAUUCCUGAGGACUUCUGAGGUUUCAAUGUCUGCUCCUCACACAGGAGUACAAAUAUUUGAUCACUGAAUGCAAAUUCGUUUCAAGAAGCUACAAGUUUUCAAAUGAUCAUUACGGAAUGGAAUGUCCAGAAAAUGUUAUCAGUAAAGUAUGUUGUACAUCACUCAAUAGGCUUAACAUGCAAAAACAUUGUUGCUCCAUUUAUUUCUCAUUUCUGUGGUUUUGAAAUACUAACACGAAUUGUGGAAUUCACUAACACAACUUUCUGCAGGGAUUUGUUUCAUUUCCUGCGUAUUCAUUAUAGCCACAGUGUUCACAUAUUAACUCUACUCUGCACUCUGUCAGCGCUUGUUAAUUACUUUGAUAUUUCACACCAGCUACUUUAUUCUGUAGUGUGAAAUUGCUGAGUGCAGCGUGUCCAUGACCAACUCCAUUUUUAUCAAUGAAUGUAUUACUGUAAUCAGUAGCCUAUCAUUUACUGACUUCCCUUUGAAGUAAAUGUUCCAACAACUUUGGAGUUUGCUCUCUCGCAUCCUCA